CUUUCCCUCCAAUCAGAGAGGAGAUCCCUCCGAAUCUUCUCCUUUCUCCUUGCCAGUUACCCUCCCAUAUCUUCUUUCUUCUUCUCCUGUUUCCUCCCUCCAGCUUGAUAAAACGAAAAGAAGAGCCACAGAGAAAAGUAUACUUUAAAAAGAAAAAGGGAAAUGAGAGCUUUGAAUUCGAGAUUUGUUCUAAUUGACAUCACCAACAACGCCACUUCAUGGCACCAACGCCAAAAGCAUUCCCACUUCAUAACGAGGACUCGUGGAGCUCAUCGAAGAGCAGCUGCGGCAUCUAUAAAGCAAUCUCAGCCGUCGGUUCUCCGGACCCCACAAAUCCGGAAACCGUCUGAACGGACCACGUUCUCGAAUGGGUCGUCUUUGGAUUACCUGAACCCGGCUUCGGCUUCGACUUCGACUUCCCGGGUGGAGGCCCCUACGGAGCUGGAGCUGUUCCUCGAAAUGUUGCCGUUGAGGAUGAGGAGAGAGCUUUGUGGGCAUGAAGAGAUUGGGGAGUUGAUUGAGGUGGUUUUGGAUUUGGGGAGGAAGCCUCUCGCUAGGUUUCCUUCUGGAGAUUGGGUUAUUUCGGAACAGCCUGUUAAGCAUGAAGAUUUAAGGCAUGCAAUAUCUAAGGUGGGUGACUUUUCGGAUGACAAUCGUUCGGGUAUCGAUAGAUCUUUACAUCGCAUAAGUGCUAUUAGAAACCGUAAAUUGCAAAUAAUUGGCCUCACUUGUCGGGUGGGUCGCGCUGUGUCUGGAAGUGCUGAGAUUACACGGGACUUGGUUGAGGGAGGAGGUUCCAUCUUGGUCAUAGGUCCCCCUGGAGUUGGUAAAACAACCUUAAUCAGAGAAAUAGCUAGAAUGUUGGCAGAUGAACACAUGAAACGUGUUGUGAUUGUAGAUACAUCAAAUGAGAUUGGAGGUGAUGGAGAUGUCCCCCAUGACGGAAUAGGGCGUGCAAGGAGAAUGCAAGUUCCAAAUGUUAACAUGCAACAUAAUGUUAUGAUUGAGGCAGUCGAGAAUCAUAUGCCCGAAACCAUCAUAAUCGAUGAAAUUGGUACAGAGCUUGAAGCAUUAGCUGCCAGCACUAUUGCUCAACGAGGAGUUCAGCUGGUUGGAACAGCCCAUGGCAUGACUAUUGACAACAUAAUAAAGAACCCUUCUCUACAGAUCCUUGUUGGUGGCAUUGAGAGUGUGACUCUGGGUGAUGAGGAAGCAAGGAAGAGGAAAGUGCAAAAGACAAUUCUUGAAAGGAAGGGUCCACCGACUUUUACAUGCGCUGUUGAGUUGAUAUCUAGGACUGAGUGUCGUGUUCAUCAUAGACUAGAUGCCACAGUGGAUGCUAUACUGGCUGGAAAAUCUGCUUUAUUCGAAAUCCGUCAGAUGGAGGCUGAAGCUAAUGUUUCUCUCAAGUCAACUCUAAUGCCUAAAAUUGACCAUCUUGAACAGUCUGACUUUCCUGUUAAUAAAGAAAAAUCUGCUCAAGUAGAUUUUGAUGAUGAAGAUGAAGACAGUCUUCCUAAACCUAUUAAGAAACAAAGACUUAAUCAAUCUGUGAGCAAAAGGAUCUCACCGAUAUGCGUUUACACUUACAAGAUCUUGGAAGCUGAUCUCUUACAAGUAGCAGCAGUAAUGGGGCUUGAAGAUGAAAUAGAUGUCACUGAUGACAUUGGGAUGGCGGAUGCAAUUUUAGCAUCUGCUUCUGAAAUAAAGCAGAAUCCAUGGAUUCGUGGAAUAGCAAAGUUCCACAAGUUGCCAAUGUUUGUCAUUAAGUCGAAUACCAUGGCACAAAUGGUCAAGGCAGUGCGCAUGAUUCUUGAAAGGGAAUCAUAUGGCUCAAGAUUAGAACAUCCUAACAAAAAUUCUUUUGAUAUUGAGAUUGAAGAUGAUGCACCAAAAAGGAAACCCACCUUGGAAGAGAUUGAUGCCUUAGAGGAGGUUCGUCUGGCAAUCGAGUAUAUUGUAAUUCCUGGUGGUGAACCUGUGGAGCUUCUCCCUAGACGUUCUGAAAUAAUUGCCCGCCAACUUGAGCUUGUCAAAAGCUAUCAAUUGGCUGCAGAAAACUCAGGUACUGAGCUUAAUCCCAGGUUGCAGAUUCUUCCCCAGAGAUUGAACAAAAAGCUGUCAUCUAAAUCCCUCCAAAGUACUACAACUGUAGAAAAUGAAACUGGCUUGAAGCCUCAAACCGAUAGCAGUGGAGGAACAAGUGUAACGAGGCUGCCCCUCCUGCCUGAAUAAUUUGGCAAAAGUCUCCAACUGUAACAUAUUUCAAUCAUUGAUUGAUACAUGUACCAAUAUCUCAUUGUAUAAUUACUUUUAUCUUUUAUAUAAUGCCAUUUAUUAUCAUUUCUUUCUCAA
Theobroma cacao (cacao) is the source of this 2355-nucleotide messenger RNA. It is a transcript of the gene SPD1, whose product is annotated as P-loop containing nucleoside triphosphate hydrolases superfamily protein. The record is from RefSeq and is a predicted model, not a curated record. Gene Ontology annotation, molecular function: ATP hydrolysis activity. Lineage: Eukaryota; Viridiplantae; Streptophyta; Magnoliopsida; Malvales; Malvaceae.